GAAAUCGUCAACAUCUACCCAUCAAUCAACCCCCCGACCCUGACGGCACACCAGUCCAACAGAGUGUGUAACGCCCUCGCGCUCCUUCAGUGCGUUGCCUCUUAUCCCGAGACAAGGUCAGCUUUCCUGGCUGCGCACAUCCCCCUCUUCCUCUACCCGUUCUUACACACGGUGAGCAAAACGCGGCCGUUCGAGUACCUCCGCCUCACCAGCUUAGGAGUCAUAGGCGCUUUGGUGAAAACAGAUGAGCAGGAAGUUAUCAACUUCCUGUUGACCACAGAGAUCAUUCCCCUGUGCCUUCGCAUCAUGGAGUCCGGCAGCGAGCUCUCCAAAACGGUUGCAACCUUCAUCCUACAGAAGAUCCUCCUGGAUGACACGGGGCUUGCGUACAUAUGUCAAACAUAUGAACGCUUCUCCCAUGUUGCUAUGAUUCUCGGCAAAAUGGUCCUGCAGCUCUCCAAAGAGCCGUCAGCACGCCUACUGAAGCACGUGGUGCGCUGCUACUUACGCCUAUCGGACAACUCCAGAGCCAGAGAAGCUCUGCGUCAGUGCCUACCCGACCAGCUCAAAGACACCACGUUCGCCCAGGUCCUGAAGGACGACACCACCACCAAGCGCUGGCUGGCCCAGCUGGUAAAGAACCUGCAAGAGGGUCAUGUCACAGACCCCCGGGGCAUCCCUCUCCCUCCACAGUGACUGCGCACACUUCUUUUCCACAACACCAGCAAACAACUGCCUGACGGACGAGGCCUGAACCACGUUUUUAUCAAAGACGCUGAAAUUAACAAGCCUCAUAACACUUUGCAAGGAAAUAACUUGAGCUGCUACAGUCGUUUCCAUGAACCCACAGACGUUUUGCUCGCCGUGUGUUUUACAACUGAUUUACAAAUCUACAAUAAAUUGUUGCUCAGA
Molecule: messenger RNA, 912 nt
Organism: Plectropomus leopardus (leopard coralgrouper)
Lineage: Eukaryota; Metazoa; Chordata; Actinopteri; Perciformes; Serranidae
Source: RefSeq, a predicted model, not a curated record